AUGGCUUCUCAUCUCAUCAUCAGCACCAGCACCAGCACGAGCACCAUGAUCACUGAAGCGCAACAGUCUUCAAUGAACCAAGAUACAUUUACCGAUAUAAACAGAAAGCACUGGGAUCAGGCUGCUUCUACCUACUCUAGCGCGCAAUGGCAGAAGAACUUUAUUAACCAAACCCACGCUUUCAUCUUGUCGAACCUGAAUUGGAUCGGUGUCGACUUUGCAGAUCCGUCGGAAGGCUUCGAGGAAGGUGCACCGCAACCGCGUCAGGUCAGAGUACUUGAUUACGCCUGUGGACCCGGGACCAUUACAAGCGCUCUCCAGGGCCAUGCUACCGAGUUCGUAGGUGUUGACCUCAGCGAGAACAUGGUGAAAGCGUACAACGAGAAAUUUACAGCAUCCGAUCAGCAAGGUGGCACCAUCACCCAAACGGCACAGGCGUUCGUGGGAAAUCUCCUGGAUAACAAUGGUCCAUCAGAAUCUGUCUCUGGAACACAAUUCUUCAACUUCGACCUUGCUGUUGUUGGCUAUGGCUUCCACCAUUUCGAAAAUCUGGAGGUCGCAACUUCACGGCUGGCUGCCAGGCUGAAGCCUGGCGGAGUGCUGCUGAUUGUUGACUUCAUGACCCAUGGCAAGUUGGAGGCUGGACAUCCUGCCAAGAACACAAUUGCCCAUCACGGUUUCGGAGAAGACGAGGUGAAGUCGCUGUUUGGAAAAGCUGGCCUUGUGGAUGUUGAUGUUGUGAAGAUGGAGGGCACCAUUGAGAUAAAGAAGCAUGGAGCCAAGGAUGACGAGCCUGGACAGAAGAGGGAAGUUUUUCUGGGGAGAGGUAGGAAGCCAGCGUCGAGCUCUGGAGCUACCAAGAAAGAAGAAGAGUACUUACCGAAGCAGAUCAAGGAGCGUUGA
Molecule: messenger RNA, 903 nt
Organism: Endocarpon pusillum Z07020
Lineage: Eukaryota; Fungi; Ascomycota; Eurotiomycetes; Verrucariales; Verrucariaceae
Exons: 2
Coding region: 1-903 (300 amino acids)
Source: RefSeq, a predicted model, not a curated record